UUAGACUGUGGAAGCAGAGUUCCGGAGCCUGCCGGGAACAAACACGGAGGCCUAACAUGCGCCAGGAGGUUUGAGACACCAGAGUUUAACCUGAGAGUCACCCAACCUGUCGGACGAGGACACCGGGAUGUACCCCAGCUCACAGUCGGCCAGACACCCGGCUCAGGCUCUGUCAGUGAACAGUCAGUACAUUCCUCCUCCGUAUGACUUCACCGGCUAUCAUCACGUCCCGGGAGUCGGCGACCCGUCGACGAGUGCCUGGAACCCCAUUUACCCACCUCGGGAGGAGUAUCCCUACAGCUUCCCGGGGUCGAGCCCCAGCGCCGGACAGGUCGGCUUCACCUCCCCGGAGCUGAGCGGUACGCCCACCGCCGCUGGAGGGGGGUCGUUCACCCCGUACAGCUUCAUCUCUGGACAGGACCCUUUCAACUGCAGGAGGAGACUGAAUGAAUCCAUCAGACCGCCCGUUUCAGGAGGGAAGACUCGCACUAAGGACAAGUACAGGGUGGUGUACACUGACCACCAACGUCUGGAGCUGGAAAAGGAGUUUCAGUACAACCGCUACAUCACCAUGAGGAGGAAGACCGAGCUGUCAAUGGCACUGAGCCUCUCCGAGAGACAGGUGAAGAUCUGGUUUCAGAACCGACGUGCCAAAGAGAGGAAAAUCAACAGGAAGAAGCAGCAGCAUUCUCAGCAGGCCUCCACAACUACACCCACCCCACCUGUACUAGGUGGACCCGCCGACGUCCAUAUUACCACCAGCCCCAGCAGCAAUAUUUUGUCCGAUGCAAUAUCAGAGGAAUACUAGGUGGAUUUCAUAUGAAAGACUGAUGGAGUAUCUGAUGUGUACAUAGAGUUUUGUUUUUUAUAAGUUUACCACAGAAUGAAUGAAGAUGAUUCACAUCAACACAAUGUUAUAAUGCUGCACCUUUUGCCUUUUAUAAUAACAAACACUACUUAGCUUUUGUACUGAUCAUCUCUACUGGGUGUUUGCUCGACAUAGGACUUUAACGUGCCCUUUAUCAAACAUACGUGCAGCGUUUAACAACCGAUAACAAUGACAUAAUGUUUCAGAAAAUCUUUUUAUUUAACGUAAAGGCAUGUUGAAUUGCUCUUGAGUCAGAAAAGAGGAAUAGUGUGUCUGUUUUUCUUCUAUCUUUUUUGCUCCAACCGCAUGAGGAAAUAAGUCUAAAAAUCAUGCUUGAGUAAAUGAAUAAAAUGGCUACAGCAGCCUCUGUCGAUAUCUCAAAACCAGCCCUUCUGCUUAUACUUUGGGGAAGUAAAAUGUCACUAAUUCAUCUCUUUCUUACCAUGUAUGGGAAAUAGAGUAAGAAUAUGUUAUACCAAAGUUCUGAAAAGUAAAAGAGAGAUUUUGGUAUGAACACAGGUGGCAUUUUUUGUUAAACAGGUGUAAAAUAUUACAUAAAAUCACAUUUGGUGAGAAAAUAUUUUUUUCUAUUUUAAGGCACUGAUAACAAACGUCUUUAAAAUUAAACAUGCCACAUCCUACCACAUCCUGACAGCUGCAGAUAGGUCAACUACAUGUCUCAUGAUCUAUAGUCACUCUACUGCUAAGCAGGAAUUCAUUAAUUUCAAAUGAAAAAAAAGUCUGUGCUUCACUAGUCUUUUGGGACUUACGCAUGUAUGAAAAAUAACAUUUCAUACACACAUGAAAAUAAAACGUACGUUUUAAAGUAUGAACUAAACUAUGAACAUGUAAGAAAUUAUAACAUGCUUGUUCCUCUUUUUACAUCACUUUAAAGAAGUGGCAGGAAAAGUGGCAAAUGUAGCAGUGUAAAUUUCAGCCCAACCACAGUCAACCAAGGGUUACAAAAACUUUAAAAAUAAACCGCUGUAAAACCAACUUUGCGCAACUCAUGUAUUUAUGCAGUGUGGGCAGUGAACAUGUCCCUGUUCUCUCUUUCAGCACUGGUCAAUCAUAGUAGUUUCUUUGUGUCUUCAUAUGUUGAAGGUGAGGAUUAUGGUGGUUUAGAUGUUUGUAAAAGGCACUUUGCUGCACAUUUUAUAAAAAAGCUCCGCACUGAGGUUUAUCGAUGAGGUUGUAUUCUCUGUUCAUUAGCACCAACCAUGGUCCCCAGCUGUGGGUCUGUUUGCUUUCAUUGCACCAUAAUCUUCUGAAACGUUUCCACAGAGAAAAGGUUCUUCAUAACUUUAGGCAACAAUGAAGAAAUGUACCAAUGGUAUAAAGCUCUACCUGCCAACAAAAUGACUGAACUAAUAUAUUCAUUAAAUUAAAUUAAAGAAGUACUGAAUCAAAAAUAAUUUUGAUUUUUGAUAAAUUCUUUGAAUAUUAAAUUAUAUGUCACCUGCAAGAUAUCGUCAUAGAAAUACUGACAUACCCAAGAACUGGCACCACUCAGAAGUCUGGAUUUUAUAUUUAAAUGGCUUUGGCAUGGCAAGGUAACAUCACAUGAAAGUGUGACAGCAAUGAUCAAAUCAUCUGGUUUUUAUGAGGGAAAAAAUGAAUGUUUAAUUGUGGUUCAACCAAACCUAUCAAGAGUUCAGGUGCAAUAGCCUAAUCUCUUUUGAUUUACUUUGUCAUGCACAUAAUAAAAGCUUAACAUCUGAAACAAUACUCAGUUAUUUCUUACCCACACAGUUAUUAUAUUUAACAAAGUAGAACUGGCUGACUGGUCACAUGGUAAAAUGAUCCUGGAUUAUUGGAGCAGGUUUAUUAAACACUGUCUUUGGUUGUCAGUUAUUUGCUCAGUAGAUUAUGUCUUUUAGAAGUUCAGCUGUUUUUCGACAAGAGGGUUCAAUUUAAAAAGGAUCUCGGUUGGUUGUUUAUGGACACUACAACUAUCAUGAAGCAUAAACACCAAUUUUAUGACACUGUGAAUCAGCUGAAUAGUAGUCCAGGGUUGUCAACCUUUAACCCCAACUAACAAACCAGACCGAACAUGUAACCAUCUUUAAUUAAACAAUAAACAACUUAAAGCACAGCGUGUUACCUUACUUUCAAAAAUGUUCAAAAAAUUAACAAAAAAAUAUCUAUAGAUAUACAGAUAUAUAUCACUUAAAACAGAAGUGAAAAAAUGUAUACGAUGUGCUCAGAAAAAUGCAAACAAAUUAAAUAUAAUUUAUUAAUGUCAUUCUGUAAAAAUGGUCUUUUAUGUAAAUGGGUCUUAGAGGGUG
Messenger RNA from Xiphias gladius (swordfish), 3156 nucleotides. It is a transcript of the gene cdx1a, whose product is annotated as caudal type homeobox 1a. Gene Ontology annotation, biological process: regulation of transcription by RNA polymerase II; animal organ morphogenesis; embryo development. The record is from RefSeq and is a predicted model, not a curated record. NCBI's taxonomy places the organism in Eukaryota, Metazoa, Chordata, Actinopteri, Istiophoriformes, Xiphiidae. Gene Ontology annotation, molecular function: DNA-binding transcription factor activity, RNA polymerase II-specific; RNA polymerase II transcription regulatory region sequence-specific DNA binding. Gene Ontology annotation, cellular component: nucleus. The transcript has 3 exons. The coding region runs from base 128 to 808 and encodes 226 amino acids.